This is a messenger RNA of Pyrenophora tritici-repentis Pt-1C-BFP, 1680 nucleotides long. Lineage: Eukaryota; Fungi; Ascomycota; Dothideomycetes; Pleosporales; Pleosporaceae. The record is from RefSeq and is a predicted model, not a curated record.
AUGGCGGCUUCCGGGACUUCCGCGCGUUUUGUGGCCUCGUUGCGCCGUAAUGCUCUCUCAUCUCGUCUAUCGUUGCGCACACAAUGUCUGCGACCAAUAACUCAAGUGCGAUGGACGGGUACUACGUCUGCGAGUUCGGAGCCUCACCAGCCUGACGAGCAUGGUAGUGUAAAGGGUCCGACUGCUUCUUCACAAUCCAUCAAAUUCACCUCGGAGUCGUAUCCUCAUCUCCAAAGAGACUCCAAGUUCACAAAGGUCAAUGGGGAACAUGUGAAAUAUUUCAAGGACCUCCUAGGAUCGGAAUCAGCAGUCAUAGAUGGUGUGUCAAAGGAUGCAUCGGAAGACAUCGAGCCUUAUAACAGUGACUGGAUGCGCAAGUUCCGAGGUCAUACCAAAGUAGUCGUAAAGCCUAGCACUACCGAGGAAGUCAGCAAGAUCCUAAAAUACUGCAAUGAUAAUAUGCUCGCCGUAGUCCCACAAGGUGGUAACACCGGCCUUGUUGGUGGUUCCGUGCCUGUCUACGACGAAAUUGUCAUCAACAUGCAGAGGAUGAACCAAAUCAGAUCUUUUGACGAAGUAUCCGGCAUCUUGGUAGCUGAUGCUGGUGUCAUCUUGGAGAAUGCCGACAACUUCCUCGCAGAGAAGAACCAUAUAUUCCCGUUAGAUCUUGGUGCUAAAGGGUCUUGCUAUAUUGGGGGGAAUGUUGCAACCAAUGCCGGCGGCUUACGUCUCUUGCGAUAUGGUAGCUUCCACGGAAACGUUCUUGGUAUUGAAGCAGUCCUUCCAGAUGGCACCGUUGUAGAUGAUCUUUCUACUCUUCGGAAGAACAACACCGGGUACGACCUCAAGCAGCUCUUUAUUGGUGGCGAGGGAACGAUUGGCAUCAUCACAAAAGUCUCGAUCAUUUGCCCAAGGAGAUCGCCGGCCGUCAACGUGGCAUACUUUGGAUUGGAAAGCUUUGAAAAGGUUCAAAAAGCUUACAUUGAGGCCAAGAGUCAUCUCUCUGAGAUUCUCUCAGCUUUCGAGCUCAUGGACGGUCGCACGCAGAAGUUGGUCAACAGGGUAAAGGGUAAGAAAAUGCCUCUAGAGGGCGAUUACCCCUUUUACUGCCUAAUCGAGACCAGCGGCUCCAACGCAGACCACGAUGGCGAGAAACUGCAAGCAUUCUUAGAACACGUCAUGGAGACUGGAGUCGUUUCCGAUGGUGUCCUUGCUCAGGACCAGACCCAGAUUCAAGAGCUCUGGACAUGGCGAGAAGGCAUUACCGAGUGCCUUGGCCAUGACGGAGGUGUCUACAAAUACGACUUGUCGAUACCCAUCGCAGAGCUCUACGAUCUGGUCAACGAAACGCGCGAUCGCUUAACGGAAGCUGGCCUGCUCGGGAGCGACGCCUCCCACCCUGUUGUUGAUGUUGUAGGUUACGGCCACAUGGGUGAUUCUAACCUGCAUCUCAAUAUCCCAGUAAGAAAGUUCGACAAAGCCGUAGAAAAGAAGCUGGAGCCGUUUGUAUACGAAUGGGUGCAAAAGCGAAACGGCAGCAUCAGCGCUGAGCACGGUUUGGGUGUGACCAAGAAGCCAUACAUUGGAUACAGUAAGAGUGAGACCAUGAUCAAGUUGAUGAAGCAGAUUAAGGAUCUGUAUGAUCCAAACGGCAUCAUGAACCCGUACAAGUACAUAUAG